AUGGGUGCAAUUGACGAGAUCGCAUAUCCACCAGUGGACGCCAUAUCCAGCAUACGAUACUCGCCAGACGGCAACACACUCCUCGUUGGCGCCUGGGACAGCAACAUCCACAUCUACACACGAAACGGCGAAGCAUGGCAGCUCUCGAGCAAGAUACCUUCCGAAGCGCCUAUCCUCGAUCUCGCGUGGAACGCCGAUAGUACAACCUUCUACGCCGUCGGACUCGGCCACGAAGUUGUCUCGUACACUGCGAAUGAGGGAGAGUCCAGCAGAGUCGUCUUAAGCACCCACAGUCAGGCUGCAAACAAGGUGGCAUACAGCGCACAGCACCACAUCCUCCUGAGCACGAGCUGGGACGGCACACUACACAUACACGAGCCACCUCAGAACGGAGCAGCGGGAAGAUAUGUCUCAGUUGAGUUGCCCGCGAAGCCAUUCGCGCUGUCCCUCACCACAGAUCGAGCAGUCGUAGUCAUGGCGGAGCGAAAAGUUCACGUCUACGACCUCCAAGCCCUCUCAGCCCUCGUCCCCCGAGCCGGCGACACCACCGGCGAACAACAAGCCAUCGCUGUAACGCCCUGGCAAACCCGCGACAGCAACCUCAAAUUCAUGGCCCGCGACCUCGCCUGCAUGCCCUCCGGCGAAGGCUUUGCCGCCUCUAGUAUCGAAGGACGUGUUUCCGUCGAAUGGUUCGACCCGGUCCAGAACGAGAAUGCCUACGCCUUCAAAUGUCACCGCGAAAAGACUACCGUCAAGACCGAGGAAGGUGAGGAUAAGCCGUUGGACGUCAUAUACCCUGUCAAUGCUAUUGCGUUUCAUCCUGAGCAUGGAAGUUUUGCAACUGGAGGCGGGGACGGGGUUGUGGCGCUCUGGGAUGCGAAGACGAAGAGGCGAAUCAGGCAGUACCCGAAGUUGCCGGCGAGCGUUCUCGCUCUGGAGUUCAGCGGAGACGGAAAGGAACUCGUUAUCGGUAUUAGCCCCGGCUUCGAGGACGGGCAGGAGGAUGCGGAACCAAAUCCUGAGCUUAUCAAGAUCUUCGUGAGGACUAUGGGUCCGGAUGAGGCGAAGGGGAAGCCGGCGAAGAAGUAG
Messenger RNA from Fulvia fulva, 1089 nucleotides. Its product is annotated as Mitotic checkpoint protein. Gene Ontology annotation, molecular function: ubiquitin binding. The transcript is spliced from 2 exons. Bases 1 to 1089 code for a protein of 362 amino acids. Gene Ontology annotation, cellular component: bub1-bub3 complex; mitotic checkpoint complex; kinetochore. Gene Ontology annotation, biological process: mitotic spindle assembly checkpoint signaling. Lineage: Eukaryota; Fungi; Ascomycota; Dothideomycetes; Mycosphaerellales; Mycosphaerellaceae. The record is from RefSeq and is a predicted model, not a curated record.